Molecule: messenger RNA, 694 nt
Organism: Carcharodon carcharias (great white shark)
Lineage: Eukaryota; Metazoa; Chordata; Chondrichthyes; Lamniformes; Lamnidae
Product: ER membrane protein complex subunit 3-like
Exons: 6
Coding region: 20-565 (181 amino acids)
Biological process (GO): protein folding in endoplasmic reticulum
Cellular component (GO): membrane; EMC complex
Source: RefSeq, a predicted model, not a curated record
UACCUCAUAGUCCUUCAUCAUGAGGAAGCAUUUCUUCAAUGAUCCUGAAGCCGGCUUCUUUAAGAAAACAAAAAGGAAGGUGACGCCAAAAAACCCUGUGACAGACCCCAGCAUGCUGACGGACCUGAUGAAGGGGAACCUGACCAACGUUCUGCCAAUGAUCCUGAUCGGUGGCUGGAUCAAUUGGGCCUUCUCGGGAUUUGUCACCACUAAGGUCCCAUUCCCAUUGACUCUCCGCUUCAAACCCAUGUUACAGCGGGGGAUUGAGCUGGUCUCACUCGAUGCAUCCUGGGUCAGCUCCGCCUCCUGGUACUUCCUGAAUGUUUUCGGACUGCGUCGUUUGUACUCCUUAAUCCUGGGCCAGGAUAACGCAGCCGACCACUCCCGAACCCUGGAGGACCAGCUCACAGGGGCUGCCCUGUCCAUGGCGCCGGACACCAACAAGGCUUUCAAGGCAGAGUGGGAGGCUCUGGAGGUGGUAGACCACCGGUGGGCCCUGGAGAGCGUGGAAGAGGAGCUGAUGGGGAACGACCUGAAUUUGGCGCAGUUUUACAGCAAGGGGUAGCACCAGGCGAUGUUCCGAGUCUCCGCGGGGACCCAGGCUCCGAUCUCCACUGCCAUCCCUGUGAUUAUUUGCCAAUCUGUAAAUUAAUUCGAGCUAGGGUUUAAAAUGAAUAAACAUCAAAGUACAAUA